Molecule: messenger RNA, 2525 nt
Organism: Dendrobium catenatum
Lineage: Eukaryota; Viridiplantae; Streptophyta; Magnoliopsida; Asparagales; Orchidaceae
Product: BTB/POZ domain and ankyrin repeat-containing protein NPR2
Exons: 4
Coding region: 340-2100 (586 amino acids)
Biological process (GO): systemic acquired resistance, salicylic acid mediated signaling pathway; regulation of salicylic acid mediated signaling pathway; defense response to fungus
Cellular component (GO): nucleus
Molecular function (GO): protein binding
Source: RefSeq, a predicted model, not a curated record
ACCACGGUCCGGUCACCGCCGCGGAAACUGCAAUUCCCAGAAAAUUAACCACAAAUUUCCGCGAAAAGCAAAGCAGGUUCCCCUCUUUCCCUCUCUCUCCUUCGACUUGACUUCACUCUGGAUCAGCAAUUCUUCGCUCCAGGUCGUUUCGUCUCAUCAUUCGUCCUCCAAGCCGAAAGCUGUAACCUUUUUCUUGCGAUUUUUGAUGGGGGUUGUUACUUCGACAAUCUCUUCUCUGUUCUUUCUGAGAUGGACGAUACGUGAAUUAGGGCUCCUGAUCAAGCUCUGAUUCGACAGAAAAAUCACGGAUGGGGAAUUAGAUCUCGGGUAUCCCAUACCAUGGCUAAUCUGACGGAGCAAUCCUCUUCACUCACCUUUACUUCUUCCUCUUACGUUUCCAAUGGAUCCAGCGCAGCAACGGUGGAGGUCGGAAACAGCUUGGAAGUAGUCAGCCUAAGCAGACUGAGCUGCAACCUCGAGAGGCUUUUAAUCGAAUCGGACUUCGAUUGCAGCGACGCCGAAAUAAUCAUCGAUGGUACUGCCAUAGGCAUCCAUCGAUGUAUCCUCGCGGCGAGGAGCAAGUUCUUCCAUGAACUCUUCUCGCGAGACACUGCGGCGGCGGGAGAGAAGAAGGGGGAGGUUGGGAAACCUAGAUAUGAAAUGAGUGAUUUGGUGCCGAGCGGGCGGGUCGGGAAGGAGGCUUUCAUGGUUUUCUUGAGCUAUUUGUAUACUGGCAAGUUGAAGGCGGCGCCUCCUGAGGCGUCGACCUGCGUGGAUGCGAUGUGCGCGCACGACGCGUGCUGGCCAGCGGUGAAUUUUGUGGUUGAGCUAAUGUAUGCUUCGUCGGCGUUCCAGAUUUCGGAGCUGGUUUCCCUUUUCCAGCGGCGCCUUCUCAACUUUGUUGACAAAGCUCUUGUGGAAGAUGUAAUCUCAAUACUCCUAGUGGCUUUCUGCUCAAAGCUCAGUCAAUUGCAGAGUCACUGUGUCCAGAGAAUCGCAAGGUCUGAUCUUGACAACGUUACUCUUGAAAAGGAAAUUCCAAUGGAAAUUGUUGAUGAGAUUAAAUUGAUACGGAGCAGCACUCAGCCAAAUGACUACGAUCCUUCAAAACUGGACCCCAUUUAUGAGAAAAGAAUUAGAAGAAUCCAUAGGGCUCUGGAUUCAGAUGACGUGGAACUUGUAAAGUUGCUCCUAACUGAAUCUGGCAUCACCUUAGAUGAUGCUUUUGCUCUCCAUUAUGCAGCAGCAUACUGUGAUUCCAAAGUUGUUGCAGAAAUUUUGGAUAUGGGAUUGGCCAAUGUUAAUCUAAAGAAUGACAGAGGCUAUACUCCUCUUCAUAUUGCCGCUAUGCGUCGAGAACCGGCGGUCAUUGUGUCCCUUCUAACCAAGGGCGCCUCUGCUUCAGAAACAACGACGGAUGGCCAGAGUGCUGUUAGUAUAUGUAGAAGAUUGACACGGGCAAAAGAUUAUUAUGCAAAAACAGAACAGGGUCAGGAGUCGAAUAAAGACAGGUUGUGCAUUGACAUUCUGGAGAGGGAGAUUAGAAGGAAUCCCUUGGCUGGGGAUAAGGCAGUGGCAUCGCCAUUGUUGGCUGGUGACCUGCACAUGAAGCUGCUGUAUCUGGAAAAUAGAGUUGCUUUUGCAAGAUUGUUCUUCCCUUCUGAAGCAAAACUAGCCAUGGAAAUUGCACAAGCUGAAGCAACCACAGAAUUUGCUGGGCUUUCUGCAUCAAGGAGUGCUAGCAACUUGAGGGAGGUCGAUCUUAAUGAAACACCUAGCACUCAAAAUAAAAGGCUUCACUCUAGGGUAGAAGCCCUCAUGAAGACAGUCGAGCUGGGUCGCCGCUACUUUCCACACUGCUCAGAAGUGCUUGAUAAAUUCAUGGAGGAUGACUUGCCUGACCUGUUUUACCUCCAGAAGGGCACACCAGAUGAGCAAAGGAUCAAGAGAAUGCGAUUUUGCGAGCUCAAGGACGACGUUCGCAAGGCUUUCAGCAAAGAUAAGGCUGAAAGCGGCGGGCGUUCCGGUUUCUCAUCCUCUUCUUCAUCCUCCUCAUCAUUCAAGGGAGACCUAAAGAAGCAGAAGGCUGCCAGAAAAUAAAGCUGAGAAGAUUUCAUUAUCUGUACUAUCUACAAGAAGGAAUUAGAUAACAACCACUAUUUAUAGUGUUUUUUGUUUGAGCAAUUGAUAGAGAUUUAGGCUUCGUUUGGGACGGCUUUCUUACUGCUUCUUAAAACAACGUUUUAGUACAAAAGUUAAAUUUUUUUUACUCAAAAACUGCUUUAAGAAGCAGUAAAAACCCCGCCCCAAACGAAGCCUUAGCUGUAACAGGUAUAACCAUAUAUGCUAAUGCUGUGAUUGCUUUGCUCUAUGUAAAAGUAGCAUUGCUUUCAGUUUGAUAUAAAUUGCUGUAAGAUAGAUAUUACAGUUGCAGCUUGCCAGUUUCGGCAUUUAUGUUCUGAUUUGAUGAAAAUAAUUAGGAAAUUUAGUUCUCUCCAGAAAAAAAAAAAAUACAACUUCUUUCA